CGAUGAUGUUCAUGAUGUGAAAUGCAAUGCCUUGUAGACAUGCAGCACGUGGUAGAGCUCCAAAGAGCGGGCAAGUAUGGAUUGGAGCAACAGCAAACGUCAGGGCUCAGCACGGAUCUUCGGAAGCGGCCAACUGACAGCCUGUUCACUGCGAACUCUCACCUCUCAACAACCAUCACAACACCAUCCAACCUCAUAUCGCCGUCUAUCCGCAGCAGUGAAUCGAGCGAAUAGCUGACACCGCCGUCCACCGAAACAUCCGCCAAAACGAGCGACUACAACAUCGGCAGAAGCCUGCGCGCGAAUCGGCCCUCUUCACCGUCCACCAUGGCCGACGCAGCAGCAGGCGCACCCAAGCCCAGCAGCAGCGUCAAACUUGUGCUGCUGGGCGAAGCCGCAGUAGGAAAGAGUUCCCUCGUCCUCCGCUUCGUCUCCAACGACUUCCAACCCAACAAAGAGCCCACCAUCGGCGCCGCCUUCCUAACACAAAAAUGCCAACUCCCCUCCCGAACCAUCAAAUUCGAAAUCUGGGACACAGCAGGCCAAGAACGCUUCGCCAGCCUCGCCCCAAUGUACUACCGCAACGCCCAAUCCGCGCUCGUCGUCUACGAUAUCACAAAACCCAGUAGUCUCGUCAAAGCCAAACACUGGGUCGCCGAACUUCAACGUCAAGCUUCACCGGGGAUCGUCAUCGCUUUAGUCGGUAAUAAACUCGAUUUAUGCGAAGAUGAUGCGCCUGAGGGGGAGCAAUCUGGAGAAGGAGGGGAAAGUGGUGCGGAAGAUGAGGAGGGUUCGGGGAGUGUGAGGAAAGUUAGCAGUAAAGAGGCGAAGGCAUAUGCAGACGAAGAGGGUCUGCUAUUCUUUGAGACGAGUGCUAAAACAGGCCACAAUGUGAGUGAGGUGUUUACUGCUAUUGCCAAUGCGAUUCCAGAAACGAGCUUGAAGGGUCCAAGGGCGGGCGCUGGUGCGGGAACACAAGCUGCCAUGGGUGGGACGCAGAAUGCCAAUAGUGUUAAUUUGAACUCGCGCGAGGAAGCGGGGACGAAGGAGGGUUGUGUGUGCUAGAGGAAGACGAGAGGCGCGAAAAUUGUGCGUGCUAGAGGAAGAUAUGCAAGGGGGGAAAGAGAGAUAUUGUAGACUCCGAGAUACACUGAUACGCACGUUGAAUGAAGUGGGCGAGCAUGACCAUGGCGUUGAAUCAAGUGGCAGAGUGCGGUUAUUAGCAUGUUGAAUAUCACAAUAAGAGAGAGCUUGCCGUUAGGCUGCGAUUAUGUCUAUCUAUGUAAGAGCGCAGCGAGAUGAUGCCCCGUUCCCAAGCGUAUAUGUGCCUCGAAUUGCCCAGUACUAGCAGA
Cercospora beticola is the source of this 1352-nucleotide messenger RNA. It is a transcript of the gene VPS21, whose product is annotated as Rab family GTPase VPS21. Gene Ontology annotation, biological process: vesicle-mediated transport. Lineage: Eukaryota; Fungi; Ascomycota; Dothideomycetes; Mycosphaerellales; Mycosphaerellaceae. The record is from RefSeq and is a predicted model, not a curated record. Gene Ontology annotation, molecular function: GTPase activity; GTP binding.